Glossina fuscipes is the source of this 2365-nucleotide messenger RNA. RefSeq names its product adenosylhomocysteinase-like 1 (gene AhcyL1). Bases 303 to 1814 code for a protein of 503 amino acids. The record is from RefSeq and is a predicted model, not a curated record. The transcript has 2 exons. Gene Ontology annotation, biological process: L-methionine cycle. Gene Ontology annotation, cellular component: cytosol. Lineage: Eukaryota; Metazoa; Arthropoda; Insecta; Diptera; Glossinidae.
UUUUGUUUUUUUUAUCUUUUAUUUUUUGCUAAUUAAAAUUAUUUCUGUUGGCAGGGAAUGAGUGUGUGUUUGCAAGAGAGAAAAGAAGCAGAAGCAUAUUAAAAGUGAGGAAAGUCGGCAAACAUAAAAGUAUUCGCAUAGAUAUCACGUGAGCAUUACGUGAGCAAGAGAAGCAAUACGAUUUUAUUUUUUAUUUUUCAUAUUAACAAUAAUAAAACACAACAUUCAAUAUUGAAAACAAAACGAGCAAUCUCGAGCGCAAGACGAAUUCGAAUUCGCAUUGGAAACUUCGCGUACGUAAAAUGAAUAAUUUAACAGACACUCCGGUACCGGAUCCCGGUUCUGGCGGGGAUAAAAAGGAAUCUAAACAAUCGAGCGCAUUAAAAAAAACUAGCCGCUACCGCAGUCGUUCGCUGUCAGCAUCGUCGACAGACUCGUUCUCGUCCGCUUCGUAUACAGGGAGCAGUUCUGACGACGGUGACGAUGUACCUCCACGCGAGAAGGUUCAAAAAAACUCGAAAGGAAAUGCCGAUUUUUGCGUGCGUAAUAUAAACCAGCAAGGCUUUGGUAGGCGAGAAAUUGAGAUAGCUGAACAAGAAAUGCCCGGCAUUAUGGCAUUACGAAAGCGUGCCGCUGACGAUAAGCCUUUGAAGGAUGCGAAAAUUGUCGGCUGCACCCAUAUUAAUGCCCAAACGGCCGUUCUUAUUGAGACUUUGGUUGAGCUGGGCGCUUCUGUUCGUUGGGCUGCUUGUAAUAUUUAUUCAACUCAGAAUGAAGUAGCAGCCGCUUUGGCCGAAUUAGACAUUCCAAUUUUUGCGUGGCGCGGAGAAACCGAAGAGGAUUUCUGGUGGUGUAUUGAUCGUUGCGUCAAUGCCGAAAACUGGCAGCCCAAUAUGAUUCUUGAUGAUGGAGGUGAUGCCACGCAUUUAAUGCUUAAAAAAUAUCCGACCAUGUUUAAAUUGGUAAAGGGCAUUGUGGAAGAGAGCGUUACCGGUGUACAUCGUCUCUAUCAGCUGUCGAAAGCUGGCAAAUUAACGGUACCAGCAAUGAAUGUUAACGACUCGGUGACAAAAACGAAAUUCGAUAAUCUUUAUAGUUGCAAGGAAUCAAUUUUGGACAGCUUAAAACGUUCAACGGACGUAAUGUUUGGCGGUAAACAAGUGGUCGUAUGCGGUUACGGUGACGUUGGCAAGGGCUGUGCACAAGCGUUAAAAGGACAAGGUUGCAUUGUUUAUAUAACAGAAAUUGAUCCAAUUUGCGCUUUGCAAGCCAGUAUGGAUGGCUUUCGUGUCGUAAAACUAAACGAGGUCAUCCGCAAUGUGGACAUAGUAGUUACGGCCACCGGCAAUAAGAAUGUCGUAGUGCGCGAGCAUAUGGAUAAAAUGAAAAGUGGAUGCAUUGUUUGCAAUAUGGGUCAUUCAAAUACGGAGAUUGAUGUGAAUAGUUUACGAACACCCGAUUUAACUUGGGAGAAGGUACGUUCCCAAGUCGACCACAUCAUUUGGCCAGAGGGCAAAUAUAUUAUUUUGCUUGCCGAGGGUCGUUUGGUGAAUUUGUCUUGCUCCAGCAUACCUUCGUUUGCUGUGUCAAUUACUUCUGCCACUCAGGCCUUGGCUCUGAUUGAGCUCUUCAAUGCACCUCCCGGCCGCUACAAAUCCGACGUUUAUUUAUUACCCAAAAAAAUGGACGAAUACGUAGCCAGCUUACAUUUACCCACAUUCGACGCUCACCUUACUGAGCUGACCGAUGAGCAGGCCAAGUAUAUGGGUCUCAAUAAAGCUGGACCAUUUAAGCCCAAUUACUAUCGCUAUUAAACGAUAAGAGUAAGAGCCAACCGAUAUUAGUGUUGACAAAUUUUGUUAAGAGCAGCUGCGCACACUCAAAAAGCACGUAAUAUAUAUAUAUAUGUAUAUUAUAUUAUAUAUAUAUAUAUAUAUUAUUAAUUUUUUUUUUUUUUUUUUUUUUUUUUGUUCUUUAUAUUUUUGACAACAAAUACAAAACAGCAAUGCUGAUUACGAAAUAUGAAAUUCGUAGCAGCACCUGAAAUAAUAUCCAGGAAUGCAAAUAACUUAUAUACAUAAGGAGAAAUUCCACGAGAAACUUCAACAUAAAAGUGCUUAUUUUUUAAUGCCAUUCGAAAUUAUUGUGAAAAAAAAACAUUUUUAGAAUGAUAAGUAUAUCGAAAAAGUGACAGUCCGCCCAAGUGGCGCUUAUUGACGAAUAAACGAACUCUAUGUAGAUUUAUAAUCAUUUGACUAACAAAUAAUUAAUGAUAAUGAAGAUAAAAUUAAGCAGAAUUCAAUUUGGAACUCUUUGCUGCGCUAAUUGAAUUUACUAUUUUUUUUUAAAUCUUACAAACAAAAAC